GUACCUGACGCGGAGGACAACGUUCCAGACGCUGAGGACAAGGUUCCUGAUGCUGAGGACAAGGUUCCUGACGCUGAUGACAAGGUUCGUGACGUUGAAGACAGGGUUCUUGACGCUGAGGAUAAGGUUCCUGACGCUGAGAAACAAUUUCCUGACGCCGAGGAACAGGUUCCUGACGCUGAGGAACAGGUUCCUGACGUCGAGCACAAGGUUCCUGACGUCGAGGAAAAGGAUUCUGACGUUGAGGAGAAGGUUCCUGGCGCUGAGCACAAGGUCCCGGACAUUGAGGAAAAGGUACCUGACGAUGGGGACAAGGUUCCUGACGCUGAAGACAAGAUUCCUGACGUUGAGGAGAAGGUUCCUAACGUUGAGUACAAGGUACCUGACGCUGAGGACAAGGUUCUUGACGUUGAGGACAAGGUUCCUGACGUCGAGGACAAGGUUCUCGACGCUGAUGACAAGGUUCCUGACGCUGAAGACAAGGUUCCAGAUGCUGAGGACAAAGUUCCGGCUGCUGAGGAGAAGGUUUCUGACGUUGAGGACAAAGUUCCUGACGUCGAGGACAAGGUUCCUGACGUUGAGAACAAGGUUCCUGAGGCGGGGGACAAGGUUCCUGAUGCUCAAGACAAGGUUGACGCUGAUGAAAAGGGUCCUGACGUCGAGGACAAGGCUCCUGGAACUGAGGACAAGGUUCUUGACGCUGAUGACAAGGUUCGUGACGCUGAGGACAAGGUUCCUGACAUUGAGAACAAAGUUCCUGACGCCGAGGAACACGUUCCUGACGCUGAGGAACAGGUUCCUGACACUGAGGAACACGUUCCUGACGUCGAGCACAAGGUUCCUGACGUCGAGGAAAAGGAUUCUGACGUUGAGGACAAGGUUCCUGAUGCUGAGGACAAGGUUCCUGACGCUGAGCACAAGGUCCCUGACACUGCGAACAAGGUACCUGACGAUGAGGACAAGGUUCCUGAUGCUGAGGACAAGGUUCCUGAUGCUGAGGACAAGGUUCCUGAUGCUGAGGACAAGGUUCUUGACACUGAGGACAAGGUUCCUGACGUUGAGGAGAAGGUUCCUGACGCGGACGACAAGGUACCUGACGCUGAGGAAUAGGUUCCUGACGCUCAGGACAAGGUACCUAACGCUGAGGACACGGUUCCUGACACUGAGGACAAGGUUCCUGACGUUGAGGACAAGGCUCCUGAAGCUGAGCAUAAGGCUCCUGCCACUGAGGACAAGGUUCUUGACGCUGAUGACAAGGUUCGUGAGGCUGACCACAAGGUUCGUGAUGUUGAGAACAAGGUUCCUGACGUUGAGGACAAGGCUCCUGACGUUGAAGACAAGGUUCUUGACGCUGAGGAUAAGGUUCUUGACGCUGAGGACUAGGUUCCUGACGCUGAGGAACAGGUUCCUGACGCUGAGGAACAGGUUCCUGACGCUGAGGAACAGGUUCCUGACAAUGAGGAACAGGUUUCUGACGUCGAGCACAAGGUUGCUGACGUCGAGGAAAAGGAUUCUGACGAUGAGGACAAGGUUCCUGACGCUGAGGACAAGGUUCCUGACGCUGAGCACAAGGUCCCUGACACUGAGGAAAAGGUACCUGACGAUGAGGACAAGGUUCCUGACGCUGAGGACAAGAUUCCUGACGUUGUGGACAAGGUUCCUAACGUUGAGUGACAAAGUACCUGACGCUGAGGACAAGGUUCUUGACGUUGAGGACAAGGUUCCUGACGUCGAGGACAAGGUUCUUGACGCUGAUCACAAGGUUCCUGACGCUGAGGACAAGGUUCCGGAUGCUGAGGACAAAGUUCCGGAUGCUGAGGAAAAGGCUUCUGACGUUGAGGACAAAGUUCCUGACGUCGAGGACAAGGUUCCUGACGUUCAGGAUAGGGUUCCUGACGCGGAGGAAAAGGCUCCUGAUCCUGAGGACAAGGUUGUUGACGCUGAUGAAAAGGUUCCUGAAGUCGAGGACAAGGCUCCUCGCAUCGAGGACAAGGUUCCUUACGCUGAGGACAAGGUUCUUGACGCUGAUGACAAGGUUCCUGACGUUGAGGACAAGGUUCCUGACGCUGAGGACAAGGUUCCUGACGCUGAUGACAAGGAGGACAAGGUUCCUGACGUCGAGAACAAGGUUCCUAACGUUGAGGACAAGCUUCCUGACGCUGAGCACAAGGUUCCUGUCGCUGAGGACAAGGUUCUUGACACUGAGGACAAGGUUCUUGACGCUGAUGACAAGGUUCCUGAUGCUGAGGACAAGGUUCCUGACACUGAGGACAAGGUUCCUGACGUCGAGAACAAGGUUCCUAACGUUGAGGACAAGGUUCCUGACGUUGAGGACAAGGUUCCUGACGCUGAGCACAAGGUUCCUGACACUGAGGACAAGGUACCUGACGCUGAGGACAAUGUUCCCGACGCUGAAGACAAGGUUCCUGACGCUGAGGACAAGGUUUCUGACGUCGACGACAAGGUUCCUAACGUUCAGGACAAGGUUCCGGAUGCUGAGGAGGUUUCUGACGUUGAGGACAAAGUUCCGACGUCGAGGAAAAGGUUCCUGAUGUUGAGGACAAAAUUCCUGACGCGGAGGGCAAGGCUCCUGACGCUGAGAACAAGGUUCCUGACGUUGAGGACAAGGUUCCUGAUGUUGAGGACAAGGCUCCUGACGUCGAGGACAAGGUUCCUGACGCUGAGGACAAAGUUACUGAUGCUGAGCACAAGCUUCCUGACACCGACGAGAAGGUACCUUACGCUGAGGACGAGGUUGCUGACGGUGAGGACAAGGUUGCUGACGCUGAGAACAAGGUUUUUCACGCUGAUGACAAAGUUCCUGACGUUGAGGACAAGGUUCCUGACGCUGAGGACAAGAUUCCUGACGAUGAGGAGGAGGUUCCUAACGUUGAGGACAAGGUACCUGACGCUGACGACAAGGUUCUUGACGUUGAGGACAAGGUUCCUGACGUCGAGGACAAGGCUCCUCACGUCGAGGACAAGGUUCCUGACGCUGAGGACAAAGUUCCUGAUGCUGAGCACAAGCUUCGUGACACUGAGGACAAGGUACCUGACGCUGAGGACAAGGUUCUUCACGCUGAUGACAAGAUUCCUGACGUUGAGGAAGAGGUUCCUGACUCUGAGGACAAGGUUCCUGACGCCGAGGACAAGGAGGACAAGGUUCCUGACGUCGAGGACAACGUUCCUAACGUCGAGGACAACGUUCCUGACGCUGAGGACAAGCUUCCUGAUGCUGAGCACAAGGUUCCUGACACUGAGGACAAGGUUCUUGACGCUGAUGACAAGGUUCCUGAUGCUGAGGACAAGGUUCCUGAUGCUGAGGACAAGGUUCCUGAAGUUGAGGACAAGGUUCCUGACGCGGACGACAAGGUACCUGACUCUGAGGAAUAGGUUCCUGACACUGAGGACAAGGUACCUAACGCUGAGGACACGGUUCCUGACGCUGAGGACAAGGUUCCUGACGUUGAGGACAAGGCUCCUGAAGCUGAGCAUAAGGCUGCUGGCACUGAGGACAAGGUUCUUGACGCUGAUGACAAGGUUCGUGACGCUAACGACAAGGUUCGUGACGUUGAGAACAAGCUUCCUGACGUUGAGGAGAAAGCUCCUGACGUUGAAGGCAAGGUUCUUGACGCUGAGGAUAAGGUUCUUGACGCUGAGGACUAGGUUCCUGACGCUGAGGAACAGGUUCCUGACGCCGAGGAACAGGUUCCUGACGCUGAGGAACAGGUCCCUGACGCUGAGGAACAGGUUCCUGAUGUCGAGCACAAGGUUCCUGACGUCGAGGAAAAGGAUUCUGACGUUGAGGAUAAGGUUCCUGACGGUGAGGACAAGGUUCGUGACGCUGAGGACAAGGUACCUGACGAUGAGGACAAGGUUCCUGACGCUGAGGACAAGGUUCCUGACGCUGAGGACAAGAUUCCUGACGUUGUGCACAAGGUUCCUAACGUUGUGCACAAGGUUCCUAACGUUGAGGGAGAAGGUACCUGACGCUGAAGACAAGGUUCUUGACGUUGAGGACAAGGCUCCUGACGUCGAGGACAAGGUUCCUGACGUCGAGGACAAGGUUCCUGACGCUGCGGACAAGGUUCCGGACGCUGAGGACAAGGUUCCGGAUGCUGAGGACAAAGUUCCGGAUGCUGAGAAAAAGGCUUCUGACGUUGAGGGCAAAGUUCCUGACGUCGAGGACAAGGUUCCUGACGUUCAGGACAAGGUUCCUGACGCGGAGGAGAAGGCUGCUGAUCCUGAAGACAAGGUUGUUGACGCUGAUGAAAAGGUUCCUGACGUCGAGGACAAGGCUCCUCACGUUGAGGACAAGGCUCCUCACGUCGAGGACAAGGUUCCUGACGCUGAGGAGAAAGUUCCUGAUGCUGAGCACAAGCUUCCUGACACUGAGGACAAGGUACCUAACGCUGAGGACAAGGUUCCUUACGCUGAGGACAAGGUUCUUGACGCUGAUGACAAGGUUCCUGACGUUGAGGACAAGGUUCCUGACGCUGAGGACAAGGUUCCUGACGCUGACGACAAGGAGGACAAGGUUCCUGACGUCGAGAACAAGGUUCCUAACGUUGAGGACAAGGUUCCUGACGCUGAGGAGAAGGUUCCUGACGCUGAGCACAAGGUUCCUGACACUGAGGACAAGGUUCUUGACGCUGAUGAGAAGGUUCCUGAUGCUGAGGACAAGGUUCCUGAUGCUGAGGACAAGGUUCCUGACACUGAGGACAAGGUUCCUGACGUUGAGGACAAGGUUCCUGACGUGAAGGACAAGGUACCUGACGCUGAGGAGAAGGUUCCUUACGCUGAGGACAAGGUUCUUGACGCUGAUGACAAGGUUCCUGAUGUUGAGGACAAGGUUCCUGACGCUGAGGACAAGGUUCCUGACGCUGAGGACAAAGUUCCUGAUGCUGAGCACAAGCUUCCUGACACUAAGGACAAGGUACCUAACGCUGAGGACAAGGUUCCUUACGCUGAGGACAAGGUUCUAGACGCUGAUGACAAGGUUCCUGACGUUGAGGACAAGGUUCCUGACGCUGAGGACAAGGUUCCUGACGCUGACGACAAGGACAAGGUUCCUGACGUCGAGAACAAGGUUCCUGACGCUGACGACAAGGUUCUUGACGCUGAGGAGAAGGUUCCUGACGCUGAGCACAAGGUUCCUGUAGCUGAAGACAAGGUUCCUGAAGCUGAAGACAAGGUUCCUGAUGCUGAGGACAAGGUUCCUGAUGCUGAGGACAAGGUUCCUGACACUGAGGACAAGGUUCCUGACGUUGAGGACAAGGUUCCUGACGUGGAGGACAAGGUACCUGACGCUGAGGACAAGGUUCCUGAUGCAGAGGACAAGGUACCUAACGCUGAGGACACAGUUCCUGACGCUGAGGGCAAGGUUCCUGACGUUGAGGACAAGGUUCCUGACGCUGAGCACAAGGCUCCUGGCACUGAGGGCAAGGUUUUUGACGCUGAUGACAAGGUUCGUGACGCUGAGGACAAAAUUCCUGACGUUGAGAACAAGGUUCCUGACGUUGAGGACAAGGUUCGUGACGUUGAGGACAAGGUUCCUGACGUUGAGGACAAGGUUUCUGACGCUCAGCACAAGUUCCUGGCACUGAGGACAAGGUACCUGACGCUGAGGACAAGGUUCCUGAUGCUGAGGACAAGGUUCCUCACGUCGAGGUCAAGGAUCCUAACGCUGAGGACAAGGUUCCUGACGUUGAGGACAAGGUUCCAGACGCUGAGGAAAAGGUUGUUGACGGUGAGGACAAGGUUCCUGACGCUGAGGACAAGGUUCCUGACGCUGAUGACAAGGUUCCUGACGUUGAAGACAAGGUUCUUGACGUUGAAGACAAGGUUCCUGACGCUGAAGAACAGGUUCCUGACGUCGAGCACAAGGUUCCUGACGUCGAGGAAAAGGUUUCUGACGUUGAGGACAAGGUUCCUGACGCUGAGCACAAGGUUCCUGACACUGAGGACAAGGUACCUGAUGCUGAGGACAAUGUUCCUGACGCUGAAGACAAGGUUCCUGACGCUGAGGACAAGGUUUCUGACGUCGAGGACAAGGUUCCUAACGUUGAGGACAAGGUAUCUGACGCUGAGGAAAAGGUUCUUGACGCUGAUGACAAGGUUCCUGUCAAUGAGGACAAGGUUCUUGACGCUGAUGACAAGGUACCUGACGCUGAGGGAAAGGUUCUUGACGCUGAUGACAAGGUUCCUGUCAAUGAGGACAAGGUUCCUGACGCUGAGUACAAGGUUGCUGAUGCUGAGGACAAGGUUCCGGAUGCUGAGGAGGUUUCUGAAAUUGAGGACAAAGUUCCGACGUCGAGGAAAAGGUUCCUGAUGUUGAGGACAAGGUUCCUGACGGGGAGGGCAAGGUUCCUGACGUUGAGAACAAGGUUCCUGACGUUGAGGACAAGGUUCCUGACGUCGAGGACAAGGCUCCUGACGUUGAGGACAAGGUUCCUGACACUGAGGACAAAGUUCCUGAUGCUGAGCACAAGCUUCCUGACACUGACGACAAGGUACCUUACGCUGAGGACAAGGUUGCUGAGGCUGAGGACAAGGUUUUUCACGCUGAUGACAAGGUUCCUGACGUUGAGGACAAGGUUCCUGACGCUGAGCAGAAGGCUCCUGGCACUGAGGACAAGGUUCUUGACGCUGAUGACAAGGUUCGUGACGCUGAGGACAAGGUUCCUGAUGCUGAGUACAAGGUUCCUGACGUGGAGGACAAGGUUUCUGACAUUGAGGAGAAGGUUCCUGACGCUGAGGACAAGGUUUCUGACGCUCAGCACAAGUUGCUGACACUGAGGACAAGGUACCUGACGCUGAAGACAAGGUUCCUCACGCGGAGGACAAUGUUCCUGACGCUGAUGACAAGGUUCCUGACGUUGAAGACAAGGUUCUUGACGCUGUGGAUACGGUUUUGACGCUGAAGACAAGGUUCCUGACGCUGAGGAAAAGGUUCCUGACGUCGAGCACAAGGUUCCUGAUGUCGAGGAAAAGGUUCCUGCCGUUGAGGACAAGGUUCCUAAUGCUGAGGACAAGGUUCCUGAUGCUAAGCACAAGGUUCCUGACACUGAGGACAAGGUUCUUGACGCUGAUGAGAAUGUUCCUGACGCUGAGGACAAGGUUCCUGACGUUGAGGACAAGGUUCCUGACGUUGAGGACAAGGUUCCUGACGUCGAGGAGAAGGUUCCUGACGUUGAGGACAAGGUUUGUAAUGCUGAGAACAAGGUUCCUGACGCUAAGGACAAGGUUCCUGACGCUGAGGACAAGGUUCCUGACGCUGAGGAGAAGGUUCCUGACGCUGAGGACAAGGUUCCUCAGAUGCACGGAGGUCGUCGUACAUGCUCGUCACUCAAACUUGUAAGUUAUGAUGUAGUUUUUAUUUGACAGCUAGAGAAGUGAGAGAACUUAAAGCGUAGAUACUGUACCAUGUAUUAAACAUGCUCUUAAUAAACCUAUUACUAUUAUAUUAUUUUAUUUGAAUCUAGUUUUUCGUGAAAUUGCUUUUUUUAAGACACGUGAAUCGUGAAACGGCUUUUUUUUGUUGUGAAACGUGAUCCAUACUCCCUCCCCCCUUUGCCACCCUCAACUUUCGCUGAUUUGCACGAGGGGCGUGUUCAUUACAUCAAUAUAAAAAUAUAUACAAAAAUAUUUACAAAAAUUAACCUAUUAGUAUGGCUUCCUUCAGCCAAGGAUUUAGGAUUAAUAAGGGACACCAACAUGUCAUACGAUUGCCAUAUCUCCGAAUUAGUCUCCUCUUGCAUGUCCAAAUUGUCACAGAUCAACCGAGUAAGCAAAUAUUUUGAUAAAGAAACUAUAUCCCUCUUGGUAUCAGCAUUGGUAAUGAACAAACUCCUUUAUUGCUCCUCUGCUUGGUCGGACACUUUGGCCAAAAAUAUUAAGAAGCUACAACUGGUACAAAACUUCGCGUGCAGGAUCGUGACAAACAGCAAGAAGUUCGAUCAUAUCUCACCAAAACUGCGAGAACUGAAUUGGCUUCCAGUUUAG
Paramuricea clavata is the source of this 8004-nucleotide messenger RNA. NCBI's taxonomy places the organism in Eukaryota, Metazoa, Cnidaria, Anthozoa, Malacalcyonacea, Plexauridae. The record is from the annotation of a GenBank genome assembly.